Molecule: messenger RNA, 4483 nt
Organism: Sebastes umbrosus (honeycomb rockfish)
Lineage: Eukaryota; Metazoa; Chordata; Actinopteri; Perciformes; Sebastidae
Exons: 20
Coding region: 145-4407 (1420 amino acids)
Source: RefSeq, a predicted model, not a curated record
AAUCACACUCAACCAGCAUCAGCUUUGACUGGCACUGCUGUUACCAUGACAACCAGGUGAUUAGCUCACCUGGCUGCAGAGGGGAAGCUUUUCCUCCACAGAGACACACAGGAGAGACUGUCAGACAGUUUCUGCAGCUUCAACAUGAAAACUGCUGCUUUCAUCAUUGGACUCAUCUUUAUCUGCUGCAAAUUCACAGAAGAAACUACAGCUGAAGGUGAACUGGAAGGUUUGGUGGAUACUGCUGUUCAGACGGAGUGUCGGGAUCGUUACCUGUGGAUCCACGUGACCUCAGCACAGACGCCUCGCUUCGAGGCUGUAGAUGGAAACGGCGUCCACUCCAUCAGCGAGCAGCUUGCCUCGCGCUGCGGUUACACCGUCAGCACCUUCAAGAUGGACGGCUUCACCACCUUCAGAGCUUCAUACUACUCGUGCUUCACCCACAACCAGGAUGACGAGGUGUUCACCUUCAGCUUUAACGUGAUAGUGAGUGAUGCUGGUGGAACGUGGACCAGUCGGCCUGUUUCUGCAGUCUGUUCUGGUCUGAUCUGGACUCACAGAGAGAUCAUCUGUGAGGAGGACUACAUGGAGGUGAACGUGAACAGAGAGUCUUCAUGUGGAGGUCAGCGGGGGGAGAGUGGAGAGAUGUGGGAGGCUGCCUUCUCUCAGGCGCAGAGGACGGCGAGUUCUGUCUGGCAGCUGAUGCUCCUGCAGAGUGAUGGACAGGUUUCCUCCAUGUCCAUCAGUGAAGCCCAGAGGCGGGGCUACAGCCUGACCACCACCGCCCGCAGGGUGGUGCUUCGUUCUCAGUACAAACAGCCCCACGCUGAGCUGACGAUGGUGGCUGGUGUCCCCGUGGAGGUUGUCCGGGUUUCUCUGUUCUUUAAGCAGAAGCUGGUGGUGUUGAUGAUCGAUGUUUCCAUGGCCUGCACUGUCAAUUCGGGUUCUUUCGACGGCGCCCGGCUGCUCUGGGACAUCCCCCGGGUCAUGACCCCUCUGGUUGGGGAGGGAGCAGGUUUUAAAAGUCAGAACUUCAGUCUGGGGGUGGAGGGGGUUCUGCUGGACAAACCCAUCACCGCAGCAAGAGGAUUCAGUCUGGUCCAACAAGGACAUCUGGUCCAGAUCGGGGUUCCUUUUGGGGCAGAAGGCGGCUACAGGAAGAGUUUGGUGGUGAAUAACAUGUACAAGGAGACAUACGUGAUCUUCCUGCUGUACGAACAUGUCUUCGCUGUGCUGUAUGAAGACGGCAGCAGCAUCGACACAAGACACCGAAUGCUCCGAGUGCUCGACACACCGCUGCUCUGCCGUCCACCCUUCGACCUUGACCAGACUAUGAGUGACCACAGGGUUUUCAGCGUCUACCUGGGAAACAUUCCUGCUGAUGUCAUGUUGGAGGAAGUGCGGAUCAACGGGAAGCAGCUGAUGAUGUCAGACAGCGCUGAGCGGGGCUACAGCAUCAGUCCUGUUACUCACAUCAAUGGCAGCCAAGCCUACAAGCUCUGGCUGCCCUUCGAGGAUACCGUCGUCCACCGGAUGUACCUGGGUCAAGGUGUGAUGCAGUACUCCAUAGAUAUAAACUUCACUUUAACCAUCAUGCCCCAGAGAGACUCCUACUACCACCACACGUUCAUCACAGCACAAGUAUUAAACACAUUCCCUCCAGAGAUUACAGCUCAGUGUUCAGACGGAGGAAUCACCUUCAGCGUGGGCAGACCGCCUCGAGCUGAGAGUCUCUGGGAGGUGGGUGUUGACCACGAGCCUCUGACAUCACAGCUCGCAAACCAAAGAGGGUACCACCUCCACAACGACACCCAAAGGACCACCCUGGAAGUCCCUGUGUUCUCUGUCGGAUACACCUAUGAAGACAUCAACCUGUCAAACUUUUAUGGAACAUUUGAGCUUCUUCUAAGAGACUCCAAAACUCUGGAGGUCCAGACAUCAACCUCCAAACGCUGCCUCUUCAAAACAGAGGACAUGAUAGUCUGUUCUGCAGAUGGGACCAUGACGGUGGUGACGACUCCGACCUCCACCUGGCCUACAGUGCAGCCUGAAAGAACCACUCUGCUGGACCCCACCUGUGGACCCAAACAGGCCGAUGGAUCCAGAGUCCUGUUUGAGUUCAAGAUGGACUCCUGUGGGACCAGAGCCAUGGUUGGGGACUCAUACGUGGCUUAUGAAAACGAAAUCUUCCAUGACAGACAGCUGAUUGCAGACGGACCAAACGUCAUCUCCAGAGAAUCUCAGUUCAAGUUGACAGUGAGGUGCUUCUACCCACUAAGUGGAGUCAACAGACUGUCUGUGGACAGGAUCUUGAGAUCAGAGACUCCUGGAUUGGGUUCCAUCAAAGUCUUCGAGAGCCUUAAAGCAGAUUCAUCAAAUAAACUCCCCGCCAAAGACUGUUUGCAUCAGGUAUCUGGAAAUGUGGUCAACAUCCCGACUACCCAGGUCCACCAAACCACAGCGGCAGGGGGAGUCCUGCCUCACUCCAGCAUCAGGCCUCGGCCCAAACCUGGACCCAGCCACUUCAUCACAGUUCCAGGAGGACACAACAAGCUGUUCUUCACUUCCCAAAACCUCCAAAGUUUUCCAAACUUUAAUCUUUCUCCUCCUCCUGAGGGUCAAACCACCAGUACCCAGCAAGUCCCUCUGCAGGUUUCAUCUCCUCCUCUUCAUCCCAUGUCCCAGACACAGGACCAACAUGUAUUCGGAUCUCCAACUGAUGUCAAUCUUCCAAACGUCCCUCCCAGAUAUGACCAGUUACCGGACAACAGCAUCCAGCUGUCAAACCUCCACACACUGAGCUACAACUUUGUAGAAGCGAGAGGUGAAAAUUCAGAACUAACUGAUGAAAACCAAGCCUCUGGCUUGAGUUCAUCCAGCAGGAUUCCUGAUUCUCCAGUUGUGGAACAGUUUGAAAGUGACUGGCGAAACUCCGUUCAGACUCCAACACUUCAGGUUCCUAAUAGUUUAGGUGAUAAUGUUUGGCGCUCUGGCCUAACAUGGGACCAGCCCCCUCUUAACCGAAAUGGUAUCAUUAAGCCAAAUGAAGACCUGCAGAAUCUUAAAGUUGAUCUUUCUCCUGGUACGCAAGAUCUGACCCAGCAACAUGAGACCAGUCUGGAUUUGAGCCUUAACAGGCCCUCAGGUGGUGGGAUGGAAAUGGCUGAAGAGAUACCUGGAUACAAGUCUCAACGUCACAAUGAUCCUUCUCAAACCUCUCCGCUUCACCCGGUCUUUCAACCACGAGCUCAGUCCAGCCCAGACCACAUUGGCAGCAGUGAACUACUCCUGCCUGGCAAGGAUAAGAAAUAUGUCCUUGCUAAUACCAAAAGCAUCACAUCCAAAAAUACUGCAUCCAACUUGUCUGGAGACACACAGGGGUCUAUCAGCACUGAACUGACAUCUACUGCAUCCAGCCAAGUCAACCAAAACCUGGAUAGACCAGGUAAAAUUGAAAGGAGGAACACUGAGAUGGUUCAGUCCAGGGUGCAGAACAUCCGAGUCAAACCUCUGAGCAAAUUUCUUUCUUCUGGGCAUCAGCUCAACCAGAAACCUGUUAUCCAACAAGCAAACUCACAAAUCUCUAAUCCCUCCCAGUAUGCCACUGGUCUGACAGCUGUCAGCAGUGAUGGGAACCGCAGGAUGUCCCAACAGCUUCCUGAACGCAGAGGUUCAAAUAUAAGAGAGGAACAUGUGCCGGAGAGAACAGGUUUCUCAACACUGAGGCAGGAACAAGGUAUUCAUGGUGUCCAAGUCAAAUCAGAUCAAUCUGCAGUCAUCCACCUCACAGAUAUGUUCCCAGACCAGCGAGAACACCAACAAAAGCUGGUCCAUCUGUACCCAAACCAGCCAGAACACCAGCAGAAACAAGUCCAUCUCUACCCAAACCAGCCAGAACACCAGCAGAAAAUGGUCCAUCCAUCCCCAAACCAGCAAGAACAACAGCAUAAACUGGUCCAAUCAGUGGCUGAGACAGGAAACAGUGGACACCAGGAAUCUCCUCUGAGAAAUUUCCCUCAACCAACAGGCGUAUCUCACAUCAGAGUCAAACUUGUUCCCAGUCUCCCAGGAAGACUCCAAACCCACGAUGUACCCAAACUGCAGAACCUCCAGAACCCCACCACUCAGUUUGACACCAGAGGAGCGACGAGCAGGACGUCCUACCUCAGCGUCACCCCACAGAACAUCCAAAACACUCUUGUUGACAUUGGAGAAUAUCAACUGAACAAUCCCAACAGAAACAAGGACCUGAAUCCCACUGCAAGGCGAGCUGGGUUUACUGGUUCCCACACGGAUCCUAAUGGUUCUGGUGGUUCAGACCUGAAAAUCCACACCAUGUCUGACUGCGGCGGUCAGUAUGGAGCCAGUGUUCACCAAGGAAUCAUGAGAGGUAAACAGAUCAGCUGAUGAAGAACAGAAACAAACUGUUGUGAUCAAACGCUGUCUGCAGAAUCUGAUUGAAUAAAGAUUCAGUUUGUUCACA